CUCAAACAAAAAGGAGCAAAAGGAUUUUACUUUAUAGUACUCGUAAAUGGCAUAAUAAUGGAAUUCAAACUUGAUGAAGGAUCAACUAACACGUCAAUGGGAAUAAACCAUGCAAAGAAAUUAGGACUAGAAAAAAUCAUAUCAAAACCGGCAAUAGCAGAAGCAGUAGGAAGUGAAGUCAAAAUAAUAGGCAAAAUAGUAGUCGACAUCAAAAUCAAUGAAUAUUUAACAUGUAAUCUAAAGAUAGAUGUUCUAAACACAGAAUCCAAAUACAUCCUCCUUAGUAACAAACAUCAAUCACAGAUAGGAAUAUUAAAAGAUCAAAAGAACCAUACUAUUCUCAUUAAUAGUGAACCUAUACAUAAUCAAAGAGUUCUCAUACACCAACACUACCGAUUGAAGCAACCCAAAAACGGUUACGGCAAUGCUCGGAGGCUACUGCCAAACCUAUCCGAAGUAUACUCUGAGGAUAAACCUAGCAGCAAGUUUCGAGUAUCCACGUUUCACCGACGACCUUUCCUUUCCCCUAAGGCUAGUAGAAAGUUUCGAAAACCCACGGACGAAAGAAAAGGAAGUGAAGUAAAACAAGGCGCCCAACGUUACAAAAAUAAUCGAACUUACUCACCUAACGAAAUUAGCAAACAUAUUAAAGAAGAACUCAAUAUAGUUGAGGCGCCAUUGUCCUUACAUUCACAAAGUGAAGUAAAACAAGGCGCCCAACCAAAUAAAAAGAUAACAAAUGAACCUAAGAAACCUAAUAUAAAUGAGAAUAUAAAAUCAAGAAAAGUAAAUGAAGAUAAACAAAGAAGUAAGAUAAAUAAACGCCUAAAUCCAAUCUCGAAAGAAAAGAGAACAAGGUACAGGCACAAUAUCACAACUCUAAAAGUGCCUAAUCAACAAAACAUUCCUAAAGAACCUAAAGAACUAAGCGAGAUAACUCGCAAAGAGCAUGAAAAGAGAAUCAAAUAUGACCUAUUUACAAUAUCACAUAUUGAUUCAAAUGCACUCCAACUGUUUUAUAAACAGUGUGAAAGGAACCAAAGGCGCAAAAAAUUAAUUGGAAUAACCUGUGAUGGACUAUGGAAAGACAUAGUCGAAGCUGUCAUCCAAACCGGAAGCAAUAUUAUACAAACCUUUGUGCAGUAUAUACCUGCAAAAGGAGAUUUUAAAGACAAAUUUGAACAAAAUCAAAUAACAUUGAUAAGAGGCAUACCAGAUAUCGAUAAUGAUAUCAAAAUUAUUGAAGGCAACAAGCAGUCUCAAUUGAAGCUAGUUAUACAUGCAACAAUGGGACUCGACUUAUCGGGUAAUACAUAUAAUAAGCAAGGUAACUUAAACUGGAGAAUAACCAGAAUAAUAGAAGAAGUGCAAAGAGCACAUAGAAUAGGAGCCAGGAACUACGUACUUCAUAUUGGAACGGCUCAGAAUAAUAACAAAAGUGACGUAAUACAGAACCUGCAGGAAAUAUUAAAACAAACAAAAGACACUGACGUCACAAUAUUAUUAGAAAACUCAGCAGCAAACAAAUGCUAUGGUGCUACAAUAGAAGAACUAAUAGAAAUUAGAUCCAAGGUUCACAAAGAAAAUCGGUAUCACAAAAACCUUGCAAAUGGAAAAACGAUAGAUAGAGUCAAGUUGUGUUUUGAUACACAACAUUAUUUUGUAGCAGGAGCAGGAAGAACAACAGAAGACUAUAAAAAAGUCUUAGAUAAGUAUGGAAAAGAUAUCCAACUCUGCCACAUAAAUAAUGUGGUUCGCGCUAGAAAAAUUAAAGACAAAAACGGCCGUACAUACGAAAUUAAAGAAACAAUCUUUGGAAGUGGACAUGAUAUCCACGAACACCUGCUAACGGGAUUAUUACCCCAAGAAAUAUUUAAAACCAUGGUACAACAAUGUAAAGGAGCUGCAAUACUAGAAACACCCAGAAAGAAAGACUGGGAUAAACAAGAACAAAUAAAGGAAGUACAAACGCUGAGAUAUUACGCUAUGGACAUACUAUCAUCAGAUAGAGAACUAGAAAAAGAACUGUCAGACAGGAUAAAGAAAUUAAACGAAUGGGACCCAAGAAAAGGCAUACAAUAUAGUGACCUACCAAUGGAAGUUAUAAAUAACUACCAAGAAAAUCCAAUAGAUCCAAUGGAUUAUCUAAUGAAUUCAAUGAAAAACCUAAGCUUAGAAAGAAAAGAAAGAUAUCAAAAUCAACAAGAAGAUGAAGCAAAAAAGAACAUUCAUAAUGAUAAAAUAGGACAAAUAACUCAUAAAAUUAAUGAAGUCAGAAACAAAUAUUCACCACAAAUCAAACCAUCCAAAAAGAAAAAUAAAUCACCAACAUCACCAUCAUUCUCAAAUAUAUGGAAUAAAACGAAUAAUGAUUUAGAAGAAAUCAAAAGAAUACAAGAAGAGAAUGAUUCAAAAGAACUUGUAACAGACCUAGAAAGACUGAUGGAAGAUAUAGCAGACAUAGAAACAAAAUAUCUAAAAUUAACAAGAAUGGAUGGAAAAGAUGUACAUAAGAAUUGGAAAAUGAUACAAGAAAUACCUACAUUACCAGAAGAAGUAAGGAACUACCCUGGAACUGAACGAGAAAAACUUUGGAAUGCAAUCCAAUGGACUGAUAGACAGAAUGAAAUAACACAAGAAUCUGUCAAAAGAGAAAUAAGAAGAAAAGAGAUAGAAUACCAAAAAGAUGUAGAAAAACAAUUAAAUAUAACAUUAGAAAAAUACAAAAGGAUGCAAGAAUUUGAAAAACAGGCUAUACAACACCAGUUACUCCAUACAUCAGUAACAAACCCAGAUGCAGAUAUUAGAAACCAAGCAGAAAUAAAAUAUAAUGAAUUUAUGAGAGAAAGCCUGAAAAGCCCAAAAACAACACAGAAAACACCUAUAAAGAUAGAAACAAAUGAAGACUUUUUCAAAGUACUAAGAAAAGAGGAUGAAGAAUUAAAAGAAAUAACUAAAGAAAGAAAACAAAAAGAAGAGGAAAUAAAGAAAACAGUAGACUCAGAUUCAGACAACGAAAGUGACCUAGAGGAUAAAAAUAUCCAAAGAGAACAUGAUAAAUUUAUGAAAAACCUUAGUAAAAGUGAAGGAAAACAGACAGGCCUAGGACCAGAUUAUCAAAGAUUUAAAGAAGCAAAUCUCGGACCAAAUAUUAAUAAACCGGAUAAAAAGGACUCAUUAAAACCCUUAAUGAUAAAUGAUGAAGUGACAAGACACUCACAUUCAAAGAAAUCAAGUAUUAGUAGUAUGGCCAGUACUAGUAGUAUACCCAGCAUACACCUAAAUAAUCAACCAGCCAUAGUACCUACUGACUAUGAAGAAACAUAUGAAAUAGACAACAGUGGAAACCUUCACAAGCAAGGAGAUAUAGAAAUAGAAGAGGAUGAUAAUAACAUACACAAUAAUAACCAACAAGAUCAAGGAAGUGAACAAGAAAUUCAAGAAACCGGCAAUAUAUUUUCAAAAGGAUAUAAUUAUGUUUUCGGAAAAAGAAAGAAAAGUGAUAAUAACCUAAAAGAAAACGUAAUAAAGAAACAAGCAAUGGAAACCAUAGAAAGCGAACAAAACAACUCAGACUUCGUUAGAAGAAGAAAAAUAUCCACUGAAAGGAGAACAAAUAAAAACAGAAAUAAGGAAACCUGGCAACAAGCUAAAGAAAGAGAUGAUCAAAAACUUAGAGAAGAAUAUGAACAAAUGCAAGUACAAAAAGAACAAAAACGACAAGAAGAAUUAAAUAAAAUAAAUGAACAAUAUAAAGAACAACCAUAUAAUCAAGAAGGACUAGAAAUUGGAAUAGAUGAAGGCUCACAAUCACCAUUUAUGAGACCUACAUCAGGAAGACCAAGUACACCGGCAAUACCAAAAGAUGAUUACCAAAACACUUUUGGAUAUUAUAGUAGCAAUGACAGUUUUAGUCAUCACAAUGAUAAUAAUGAACUAUUUAAUAUAGAAAUUAAAGAAGUUAAAAAUGAACCAAUAAAAAUGAAGAAAAGAACUAAAAUAAACAUACACGAAGAAUUAGGACACAUACCCAAUGAGGUUAGAAGAUAUAUAAUACCAACAUUAGGAACAGGAACACCAUUAAAAACAAAAAAGGAAUGUAUAUUAAAACCAUACACUUGGACACCAAUAAAAACAAACAAAAAAGGAAACUAUUUAGUAACGACACCAAUACAUAUUGCCAAAGAAGGAAUAUGUAUACAACCUGGAAUAGUUAAUGAUCGCCAGAUAUGGGCAAUCAACUAUACAAAUAAAGCAAAGAAAAUACAUGAAAAACAACACAUUGGAAAUAUAAAAAUUGUAAAAGAAAUAUUCAAUUUCCAUAAAUAUGAAAUGGAAAUCGACAAAAAAGAAAUUCCAGAAGAAGAAAGACUAAAAAUCUUAAUAAAUAACACUCAUGAAAAUUAUAAACAUGUAAUGAAACCAAUAUUUGAAAAGUACAUCCAAAUAUUCAGAAGAAAAAUAGAAAAAGGAACAUCCUUUAACAAGGAAAUGUUCGAAGAAAUAACAUUAGAUCUUACAACACCUGAAAAAGAUAUACCUUUUAAAGUAAAAGCUAACAAAAUCAGACAAUACUCUGAAGACCAGAUAGAACAAGCAGACAAAUUAUACAAAGAACUUAGAGAAAGCGGACAUAUUGAACCAUCCAAAUCAACCUGGAUGUCACCCUUAGUAAUAGUACCAAAACCUGACGGAAGCUAUAGAGCCGCAGUAGAUUACUCAAACCUAAACAAAUACCUAAAGGACGAUCCCUAUGAAAUACCUAAUAUCAAUGUCUUGCUACAAAAGCUCGCAAGCCAUAAAAUUUUUUCAACCUGUGAUUUUAAAAGUGCUUUUUAUCAGUUUCCUCUUAGAAAAACUGAUCAACAUAAAACUGCAGUGUUUUUUCCUGGCAAAGGAAAAUACGAGUUUAAUAAAUGCCCUAUGGGAAUUAAAACGGCACCUGCAUAUAUGAUGCGAUAUAUGUAUGAAUUGUUUAGAGACUAUCCAUUUGUAUAUGUGUAUAUGGAUGAUUUAACAAUUGCAUCAGACACUAUUAAAGACCAUAUCAAACAUAUUCAAACGGUGUUUGAACGCAUAAAAAAGGGGGCAAUGACACUCAAAGCAGAAAAGUGUGAAUUUAUUAAAGAAGAAAUAAUGAUCUUAAAUCACAAAGUUUCAUAUGGGAAAAUAUCACCGAAUCAAGUUAAAAUUAAAGAAGUCAAGAAGCUUAAACCACCUACAGAUGUUCCUGGAAUUAGAAAAUUUACAGGAUUCAUGAACUACUUUAGAAGAUUUAUUAAGAACUUUGCUAUAAUAGCUGCACCAAUAUACGAUCUAUUAAAAAAGAAUAAGAAGUUUAUUUGGACUGAUGAAUGUCAAAAAGCAUUCGAAGAACUCAAAGACAAAGUAUAUAAUGCAAUAGCCUUAACCUAUCCAAAGAAAGGACAUCAAUUAAUCUUAGAAACAGACGCCUCAGAUAAUGGAAUAGGCGCGGUACUGAAACAAAUUAAUCCUGAAUUGGCACAUUACAAAACCAAAGAAGCGCGUGAAAACGGAACUAAAGAAGACAAAGAAAUUACCAAAUCAGAAGAAGAAGUAAUAGAAUUUGGAUCACACUCCCUUACACAAAGUCAAAGAUUAUGGGGAUCCACACAAAAAGAACUCUACGCGAUAUACUUCUAUUUAAAGAAUUGGAGACAUUACAUUGGGAAUAAACCAAUCAUUAUACGAACAGAUAAUACAGGAAUUGCUAAAGCAGGAAAAAUGCCAAGAAAUCAAACUAUGGAAUCUUGGAAGUUAGAAAUAGAUGGAAAUUACAACAUCAAGGAAAUACAAUAUAUCAAAGGAUCAACGAAUAAUGUAUCAGAUUGGCUUAGCAGACAUAUGGGACCAAUCGAGAACCAAGAAAUAAUUAAACCAAAAGCAGAAAUCAUUAAAGAAAUGAAACCUAUAAAAGAACCACCAUCUGGAUUCAAAAUCAACAAAACAUUUAAUAAUAAACAA
Molecule: messenger RNA, 5985 nt
Organism: Paraglomus brasilianum
Lineage: Eukaryota; Fungi; Glomeromycota; Glomeromycetes; Paraglomerales; Paraglomeraceae
Source: the annotation of a GenBank genome assembly